Molecule: messenger RNA, 1058 nt
Organism: Dioscorea cayenensis subsp. rotundata (Guinea yam)
Lineage: Eukaryota; Viridiplantae; Streptophyta; Magnoliopsida; Dioscoreales; Dioscoreaceae
Exons: 4
Coding region: 131-682 (183 amino acids)
Source: RefSeq, a predicted model, not a curated record
CGCUCUCUCUUCCCAAAAAGCAGCCCGCGUGGUCCACGCGCCAAAACCUCAAUCGAAGCUUCCGAUUUGGAAUUCUUAAUCACUUCUUCAACCCUCCUUUCUCUAUCCAACACCUUCGAUUUGAGCUUCAAUGGCGAAGAGCAGCCCGUUGAGAUGGGCCAAAACCAUCUUCUUUUUGAUAUCCAUGACGGCGUCCCUCCUCCUUGUCUGCGCGCCGCCGCUGCUCGUCGCUAUUCUCGACUUUGUUCUUCCUUCAGCUUUGCUCUCUGCUGCGUCUAAUCCGCCGUUGUCUCUUUACUUCGUCUUCUCCCAAUUGCGGAAUUUCGAUUUCAGCAUCACGCUUGUUGAUGUGCCUCUUGUGUCCAUCGCUAGAUCCUUUCUAAUUCUCUGUGUUUACUCUGUUUGGGAUGGGAAAGGCCCAUACUUGGGGAUUGCCAUGGCCAGCAAUUUGAUUUCUUUUGCUUAUGUGUUGUUCAAGACUGUGGCUUUCUAUGGAGUGGCUUCCAUGGAGAUCACUGGGAGCAGAGAGGGGCGCCUGAUUGAAGCUCUGUUUCUGAGCUCACUGGCAUUAGCCAUGGCGCAUAUUGUUGUCGCCUAUCGGACCAAUUGCAGGGAGAGAAGGAAGCUUCUUGUGUACAGGAUCAGACAUAGAAGCAGUACAGGUACCGAGUUACAAGGGUGAUUUUGUUAGUCAUCAAAAGCUUGCACUGCAUAGAUGAGUUUGUAUGAACAUAGUAGGAAGAGUCCUACCAAUGGUACAUUGGUUUAGAGAUUCAGAUUGAGGUAACUGAACUGAUGAUGACUCCAUCACAUCCAAUGUGAAGACAUUUUCGGGAAUCUUUUAGCUCGAUCAAAAUAAAAUUUUCGCAUGCUUCAAAACAUGUACAUGUAGAUUAUAGAAAUUGUGUUACUAAUUCUUUGUUCUAUGACACAUGUACAUAUAUAUUCAUACAAGAGAAAUUCAAGCAGUCAUUUUUCUUUUAAAGUUCGAUUGCUGAUGUAUGUACAUAAGAGAAGUUUGUUGAACAGACCGUUUUCAGAAAGGAAUUGCAGGUUGA